This is a messenger RNA of Lactuca sativa (garden lettuce), 579 nucleotides long. RefSeq lists its product as uncharacterized. The record is from RefSeq and is a predicted model, not a curated record. Lineage: Eukaryota; Viridiplantae; Streptophyta; Magnoliopsida; Asterales; Asteraceae.
AUGAAUCCGGAAAGCGAUUAUAUAAAAGGUUCAAGAGCCCGAUUGGAGGAAAUGGUUUGUGAGAAUCUUGAUGAAGAAGAUUAUGAUAUUCUAUUUCAUCUUUUGUCUUGUAAUCUGUUCUCUAUUAUAGCUUUUGCCAUGGAAGCUUGGAAUAGGUUACGAGACAUAUUCCAAGACAACAAGAAUUCCAGUGUGGUUACCCUUGAAACCGAAUUCUCCAAUACCAUAAUGGAGAAUUUUCCUAAUGUUUCUGCUUACUUUCAACGCCUCAAGUCUCUUGCUGAUCAGUUGAAGAAUGUUGGUGCUCCUGUUUCAGAAAGUCGCCUUGCUCGUUCUAUGCUAACUCUUGAAGAAACGGGUUUUACUAAGGAGGCUGCUACAUGGAUAGAUUCGGCCAUGAUUGCAUCCUUGCAAUCAACAGAUUCUUUUGUUCCUAAGUCUAACUCAGAUCACACGCAUAACAGAAGGAAGCAAUCUGGUAACCGGAAAACUGGUAGCCGGAAAUCUAAAAAUGCUGGCGGUCGUGGGUCUAGUGGCGGGCAAGGCGGCAGUAGCGGCGGUCGUACACAACAACAAUAA